GAUAAUAUUAAAAAAGAAAAAAAACAAUUAAAAUCUACAGAUGUAAAUAAAAUAAUUAAUCUUAAAAAAGAUUUACAGGGUAGAUUUAGAAAUACAGUUGUAAAACAAAAACAUGUAAUUGAAGAACAACAAAAAAAGUUUGGACCAAUAAUAAACGCAUUAACAAAUGUUAAUACAACAAUGAAUGCAGUUAAAGAUGUUGCUAUUAAAACUGAAGGAGACAUUCAAAAAUUAAAUAAACCCUAUUAUUAUCAACCUAGAAAUCCAGAAUUAAAAAGAUUAACAAGUUCAGAAGAGACUUUUGGAACUCCAAAAUAUUCUAGUCAAAAAUCAACAAGUAAUUCUCCAUUACCUAAAAAUGUUAUAAACUUAGGUGCUAUUUCGACAAGAUAUUUACCAACUGUAAAAGAUACUAAUUCUUUUGGAAUAUAUUAUAAUAAAGAAGAUGAUAUUCAUAUGAUUGGAAAAGAUAAAAUAAAUUUUGAAAAUGAUAAUAUAAUUUUAAAUGGAAAAACAUAUACAGGAACUCUAGGUUUGUGGAGAUUAUUAACUCAUGUAGAUACUACCAAUCCGAAAUUUUAUACAGAUGAUGAUUUUAAUAUUUAUAAAAAUAUAUUAAUUGAAACUAAUUCUAUAUAUCAAAACAAUGAUCCUUCAACGAAAAGAGCUAAAUCAAGUCGUGGUGAAAAAUAUAAUGAUAUGAUUAAAAACAUUUGGAGAGAAAUGAAUGGAAUUAAAACGAAUGAAAAUGAUGAAGAAACUACGGAUAAUAAAAAGAAAGAAACUACUGAUAAUAAAAAAAAUAAUAAAAAAAUUAAUAAAAAGAAAGAAAAUAAUGAUGAUAAUGAAAUUAGACAACCAGUUCAAAAAAUAAAAAAUAAAAAAAUUAAAAACACUAUGAAAGCUAAACCAAAAAAACAGAAAUUAAUAAUGGUCAACACAAGCGAUCAAAAUUCAGAUGAUGAAGAAAUUGAUUUAUGUACACCGGAACUUUAUAAUCAUCGGAAAAAUGGGCAAAUGCAGAAUUCUAAAAAACCUGAAACCGUUAUAAAACCUAAACCAAAAAAACAGAAAUUUCAGUCGCAUUUAUUAAAACUGGAACAAGAAUAUAACGGUUUAACAACUAUGGUCAAUGAAAACUGCAUACGCGUAAAAAAAUCAGAUGGUGGAAAUUUUUGUAUCAAAAUUCCCGAAAUGAAAACAGCAAGUGAUUAUUUGGUUAUUCAAAAAUACAAAACUUCGGACAUGGAAAAAGUAGAGUCAAAAGACAGAUGGAAAACCUCAACGUUCAACGCAAAAACUAUGGUGAACAAAAAAGAUAAAGCUGACAAUACUAUAAUAUCAGCAUUUAAUAAUUUACAAGAUUUAUUAAUGGAUAAAUGUAUGUGUAACAACAAAAAAAAAUUGAAUCUUAUAAAUAAUAACUAUAUGUUUAUAUUAUUAUAG
Metopolophium dirhodum (rose-grain aphid) is the source of this 1446-nucleotide messenger RNA. RefSeq names its product MATH and LRR domain-containing protein PFE0570w-like. The record is from RefSeq and is a predicted model, not a curated record. Lineage: Eukaryota; Metazoa; Arthropoda; Insecta; Hemiptera; Aphididae.